Messenger RNA from Cotesia congregata, 213 nucleotides. The record is from the annotation of a GenBank genome assembly. Lineage: Eukaryota; Metazoa; Arthropoda; Insecta; Hymenoptera; Braconidae.
AUGAUACACAAACCAUGUGAGAAAACGUAUUGUGCCUGGGGUGCAGUUUGUGUUGUAUCUGAUAAUGGAAUAGCUACUUGCCAGUGUCCUUCAAACUGUCCAAAAACUCUUGAACAUGUGUGCGGUACUGAUGACGUUACAUAUUUAAAUCAAUGUCUUCUGCGACAGACUAGUUGCCGUGAUCGAAAGAACACGCGGAUUUUAGUCAGAUAA